Molecule: messenger RNA, 609 nt
Organism: Annulohypoxylon truncatum
Lineage: Eukaryota; Fungi; Ascomycota; Sordariomycetes; Xylariales; Hypoxylaceae
Exons: 2
Coding region: 181-423 (80 amino acids)
Source: RefSeq, a predicted model, not a curated record
CUUCACCGAGACACACAUAUCGAAGUAAAUAUUGACUUACAAACACUAAUACUUCAAUUAUAAUUCUCUGUAUCUUAUUCUACUACAAGAUAACAAUCUACAUAACAUCAGCCAAGUCACCCUAUCACAAGACCAAUUAUAACGAAACAAGCUCCUCUCUCUUACGAGUCAAUAACCAAAAUGUCCUCAUCAGAAAUCAAAGACAAACAAGGCGAACCCAUCAACGAGGGCGACCACGUAUGGACCAAGGUCCGCGGCGGUCGUCACGAAGGUGACGUCGAGCAGAUCGUCGAGACCGCCGACGAGGCUAAGGAGGCUGGUGUAAAGAACCCGCCUAAGGUGCUUUUCAAGGACCAACAUGGCCACGAUGUCGCGCACAAUCCCGGCACGCUAGAACACAACGAAGGCCCAGUGAGCAAGUAGGAAACCGGGGGUUCGUGGAAAGGGCAGUUCAGUUCAUGAAUGUUGUAUUUGAGCAAUCUUAGUGGUUCACCCACCUUGAUGAGCUUUUCAUGGGGCAAUAAUCGUAUAAUAACAGCGGAAAUGAAGCGUGUACACUGGAGGAAUCGAUAGACGAAGAUACUCUAAUCUCCAAAAUUUAGGAAGUUU